Messenger RNA from Didymodactylos carnosus, 1194 nucleotides. The record is from the annotation of a GenBank genome assembly. NCBI's taxonomy places the organism in Eukaryota, Metazoa, Rotifera, Eurotatoria, Philodinida, Philodinidae.
AUGUUUUCGAGCACCAAUAUAUAUGAAGUUGUUCAUUACAAUGAAGGCUUUCGUAUGAUAUUAAAAAAGUAUAAUGGAUCAAUUCCUAAUGGUGAUCGUGGUCGUCGAAAAAGUAAAUUUAUUUUAAAAGAACGAUCACAAGCAAACGGUUUAAAAGCGUUAGGUCAACAUCUAUGUAAAAACACUGCAGAAGUACAGGAGCUGACAACCGCUAACGUACAUUCAAUAGCCUACACACUAUCGAGAAAUCAAACAGUUGUCGUGCAAUAUACACGCGAUGAAGAAACAGAUAUGUUCCAAGUUGGUCGAUCACCUGAAAGUCAAAUUGAUUUUAUCGUUAUGGAUACUGUUCCCAAUGCGAAAACGUCUGAUGAAUUAAAUAUCCUACAAAGUACAAUAUCCAGGUUUGCUUGCCGAAUUGUUGUUCAACGAAAACCGCCAUAUACAGCAAAAAUUUAUGCAGCUGGAUUCGACUCAUCCAAAAACAUUUUUCUUGGAGAGAAAGCAAUUAAAUGGAGAAAUGAAAAAAAUGAAAUAGACGGUGUAACGACCAAUGGCAUCUUACUCAUGCAUAUGGAUUGUGGUAAAUUUAACAGCGGUGCUAGACCAACAAAGUGGAAAGAAAUAUCCGUUGGUGGAAGGGUCUUCGAUCUUAGUGAAGGACGAUUGAAAUUUAACUAUCAGUCAGCGGUAAAAUAUUUUAUAUUUUACCAAACACGUCGAUUACUUGAAAUUGAAUUGGAACAAUUGAACAGUACAAAACCACAAUGUCCUGUUGGUUUAAAUACAUUAGUAAUCAAAACGGUAUCUCCACCAUCGAAUUUUGAUGGGCAAAUACCGUUUGUUUAUGUAUCAUGCGGACAUGUACAUGGAAAUCAUGAUUGGGGAGUUAAAGAAGAGUUAAAACGUGAAUGUCCAUUGUGCAGAACGAUUGGAUCCUAUAUCCCCAUAACAAUGGGUAUCGAGCCAUCAUUUUAUAUUAGCUGUAGUGACUCAACAACAACACAUUGUUUUCAACCCUGUGGGCAUAUUACAUCGGAAUCAACGGCAUUACACUGGAGUAAAAUAAAAGUGCCAUUAGGUUGUCGAGGUCUAAAAUCGAUAUGUCCAUUUUGUUCAACCGCAUUAUCCGAAGUAAAACCAUUUGUUAAAUUAAUAUUUCAAGAUUCAAUGCCAUACAAUAUAAAACAGUGA